UUAAAGCGUCAUGUGUGAUCAUAACAGAAUUUAGAAUGGCUGGCAUUUAUUUAAUGUACAUCUCACUGUAUGCGGAGCCACUCUAGUUAUUCAACUAUAUAAACUUGAUACAGCUAGCAAGCCAGUCUGCGUUCCGGAUAUUUUUGAGCAUCCAUAACGUUUCUCCUCUUCUCAUCAGUACUGCAAGCUGCUAAGCCUUGAGGCUGCGCAUUCUCAUAUAACUCUCAUACCCCCUGUAACCAUACACAUAUAGCUAGAUGGACUGUGGCACCACUGAUGAUGCACCAAACAUGUCAUUCGCAUGGGCGUCGCAUGUUGAGAUGGACUUGACGAUGCAACCCCACCAAUUUUCAGGAGCUUACACUGACGACUAUGAAGCGACAGGCUUGCCUGUGCUCUGCGGAACAACACCUAAGAUCGAGAAACCUAACUGGUGGUCGCUCCCAAGUGCAAUUACCUCAACAUCUCAGGGUAACCCUACGCCAGCAGAACCACAAGAACAGGCGUCGUCGGAGAAAGGGAAGAACUCGAUGAGGGAGAUGAUAUUUAGGAUAGCAGCAAUGCAGCCAGUACACAUAGACCCUGAGUCAGUGAAGCCUCCAAAGAGGAGGAACGUCAAGAUAUCGAAGGACCCUCAGAGCGUGGCGGCUCGCCAUCGCAGAGAAAGAAUCAGCGAGAGAAUAAGGAUAUUGCAGAGACUGGUGCCAGGUGGCACUAAAAUGGACAUCGCCUCCAUGUUAGAUGAGGCCAUUCGCUACCUCAAGUUCCUACAGUUCCAGGUUUACUCCCUCCAACGAGCCGCCUCAAUUUAUUCCCCAUCACCACUCCCUCUCUUCAUGUCCUCUGCUAAUCCCGCCACUAAUUAUCUUUCUCUGCAUAAACGUCCCCAUAAUCCUCAUCAUUACUGCUGAGAUGCCUAGCUAACUUCAAAUGUUAUAACAUAUGUUUCCACUUUUCUCUUCAUGUAUGCUUGACUGUUUUUUUAAAAUCUUUUUACACAGUAAGCUUGUACUCCCCUCUCUGGAAUAUUCAGUUUUGUUAUUCAUGGCUAGCCGCAAUAGCUUCUCCUGGUUUCGUUGCCUUCACUACUCCAAUAGAUCUUAAACCCGUUGGCACGAAAGAGUGUAUUUUGAAAAAGCGAAAGUCGAUUUGCGUUAUUUCUUUAUAAGAAAUGAAAAGGAAUUAUAAUGUGGGCGCACGCAUGUCUUCGUAUAGAAAUGGAGAGCGAUCGCUUGAAAACGACAAAAAAAGGUGAGGCAGACAAGAAUAACAAAAAGAUGCUAUAUAUUAAUUCAAAAUUUUUAAAUUCAAAUUUAUAAAUAUUUUUAUUAUAUAUUAAUUAUUAAAUUUAAUUUUGUUAAA
This is a messenger RNA of Prosopis cineraria, 1362 nucleotides long. Its product is annotated as transcription factor HEC2-like. Gene Ontology annotation, biological process: regulation of DNA-templated transcription. The coding region runs from base 258 to 911 and encodes 217 amino acids. Gene Ontology annotation, molecular function: protein dimerization activity; DNA-binding transcription factor activity. The transcript has a single exon. The record is from RefSeq and is a predicted model, not a curated record. NCBI's taxonomy places the organism in Eukaryota, Viridiplantae, Streptophyta, Magnoliopsida, Fabales, Fabaceae.